Staurois parvus is the source of this 332-nucleotide messenger RNA. NCBI's taxonomy places the organism in Eukaryota, Metazoa, Chordata, Amphibia, Anura, Ranidae. The record is from the annotation of a GenBank genome assembly.
AUUAGUUACCGGCAGGGGCGGACUGACAACUCAUGGGGUCCCGGGCAAUAGGGGAUCAUGGGGCCCCUGUGUCCUUGCCCAAACUCAAAAACGCCUAUGAAAAAGGUACCAGGGGCAUCUCAUGGGGCCCCCUACUGACCCCGGGCCCUCGGGCAGUGCCUGAGUUUCCAAAUGGUCAGUACGCCCCUGGUACAGUGCAUUAUGUAGGGUCGCAGUGGUGCAUCCAAAUCAUUCCAAAAGGGCUGCCCAUGCACCACAAUGUAUCUGUUUAUGCAACCUUUUUUGGUUUAAAUCUAGAGUCCCAACUCUGUACUAUCAAGUUCUUUAGGCAG